Messenger RNA from Scatophagus argus, 591 nucleotides. RefSeq names its product acylphosphatase 1, erythrocyte (common) type (gene acyp1). The record is from RefSeq and is a predicted model, not a curated record. The transcript has 3 exons. Gene Ontology annotation, molecular function: acylphosphatase activity. Bases 114 to 410 code for a protein of 98 amino acids. NCBI's taxonomy places the organism in Eukaryota, Metazoa, Chordata, Actinopteri, Scatophagidae.
GGAUAGGUCCAUUAAACAUCACUUCCUGAAGCGAAGUCCCGUAUGUUUUUGAAUCGAGAUCCUUCGAAGCUGAGUGGUCGUUACACGGCUUCGUAAUUAUAUUCAGGUCCGCUAUGUCCAAGGAAGACCUAAUUUCAGUGGAUUAUGAAAUUUUUGGCAGAGUGCAAGGUGUAUUUUUUCGGAAAUACACUCAAGCAGAAGGGAGGAAGCUUGGCCUGGUUGGAUGGGUCCAAAACACAAGUGCAGGAACUGUUCAGGGGCAGCUACAAGGCCCACACAGCAAGGUGCAAGAAAUGCAAGAAUGGCUGAAAUCCACUGGGAGCCCAAAGUCACACAUAACCAAGGCGGAGUUCAGAAACGAGAAAACAAUUGAUAGCCUAGAACACUCCACUUUUAACAUAGUAAAAUAAAAUAAACCCUAGAUUGUGCCUGUAAUAUUAACACUAAGGCAGAUAUUUAUUUUAUCUUUUUGACAUAGUAUUUUUUGUUGAAAUCCAAAUCAUAAUUAAUUGUUUUUGUGUUAGGUUUCUCUGAUAUCUACAGUAUAUGAAAUUACAUAAAUAAAUUAACAAUUCCUGUCAGUAAGCCCCA